AUGAGAGACUCUCAUGAUAUUGCUCAGUUCCGAUUUAUGUUGAAGAACAUAUACACCUGGGCCGUUACAGAGUUCAGGCCCACAAUAGCCAAAUAUAUCGACCAUUGGGAGUACCUUUACUCCGAAGACUUCUUGAAAGCCCAGCGAGCAGCAGUGGCGUUUCGAGAGGAGGAAAUGGAGUCGAGGAGUCGGCAGCAGAGCCCCGAAGCUGACGAGUCACCUACUAAACAGUUGGAACGUACCAUCGAAAGGAUGAUGUCCUUGAACCUGAAUGAGAGAGUGACGCCGACCUCCAACAGGCAUGCGGAUCCCAUCUCGGUAUCUUCAACUUCAACGAGCUCAGUGCGGCGAAGCGCACGAAUAAAAGCACGGCGCGAAGCACAACUCUCUCUCGGUUUGGCUACUAAAUUGGAGAGGUCUGCCUCACGUCUUAAACAAACUAUAGCAGCUGGGCCUUCCCGGAGACGAGAAAGCGGGACGAAAUUUCUCGCAGGACCAAUCGAGGUUGAAUUUGAUGGAAGUACCAGUGAUGAGGACUAUGACGAAAAUGAGGAAGAUGAUGAUAGUGGCGACGACGAUGAAGAAUGUGAGGAUGAUGACGAGACUGGUGAGGAAGAGAGUGAUGAGGAAAACCUCGUAUGGGACUAU
Messenger RNA from Fusarium musae, 648 nucleotides. RefSeq lists its product as uncharacterized. The transcript has a single exon. The record is from RefSeq and is a predicted model, not a curated record. NCBI's taxonomy places the organism in Eukaryota, Fungi, Ascomycota, Sordariomycetes, Hypocreales, Nectriaceae. The annotation marks the transcript as partial.